AAUAACAAUGACCUUAGGAUUUGUAAACUAAUAAAGAGACCCGAUCCAUAAGUUCCAGUUCAGAACCAUAAAUCCAAACCCGAGAUUUACACGACUAAGUGGGCUGUUUCAAGUUUCAACUUUUUCUCACACCAUCAUUGAUUGGAAUUGAGUAAACAGUUCUCCUAUUAUCAUCUUUCGUCACGAUUCAUCCCGAUCUCUUCUUGCUGAGACUCCGGACUCGACUUGAAGAAACUUUUCCAGGUGAGAUCCAUCUAAGACCCGGAAACCCCUCUUUUAUGGCUUUCGCUCGUAAUUUUAUCUCUAGUUCCUCGCGUGUUUCAUUAUGGGUUUUUCCUGGCUAUUUUGAAUCGAAAUAAUAGUGUCUUUCUUCCCUUAUGGUGUUGUAAUUUGAUUUUUGUUAAGCUAGAUUAUUCUUCAAUUGAGCCCUUUAAUCGGAAAAUUCAAUCAAUCUCUGGGUCAUCGUUGCAGCUCAAUUCUUAUGUAGUAUUUAGUCUUGUUAAGGAGCUCACCAUUGGGGCAGUUGCCUCCUCCUUCCUGGGUUUUGGGCUCCUGUUUUUUUGCUAUUUCCUUCUGGGUUUUAUGUUUGAUCCUCGCAUAUCAUACGGUUUGAAUCCAUUAAGUGAAUCAGCCAUUUAGGUAAUGAUGCUUCUUGAGGACGGUUUGGGGUUCACACCCCUCCAUCAGUUAAAGGGACCUUGUGUAAAGUGCUGUGAUCUGUAGUUCAACAGACUACACGUAUUGUUGAUCUCAGAAGUCAAUUAGGUGAUGUAUAUGCAAACUUAAAAAUUAAAUAAAAAUAGGAUUUGCUUGGGCUAUGGGAAUUGGCAUACUUUCAUGAUCCUGAUUGGCCAGGAUUGGUAUAAUAAAUAACGUUGUAGUGUUCAAUAUUUCUUUCAAGUCACAUCGUCUUGGACCUUGAUAUUCUUAUGAUCUUAUCAGUCUGCACAUUUGCUGGAUCUUUUUUUUGUGUUAACUAAAUUUGAGCUUCUGUGUGGGUUUGAAUUUGUUUUAUCAUUUGAAUCUAAAGAGACUAAUUUGAGGGAUCUUUUGUGCUUGGAUACAGGGUGGUUCAAAGAUGGCUGGCCGAACUCCGAUUAGAACAAUAAACUCAGCUCUUAUUGCUAUGAUUGCUGAUGAGGACACUGUUACCGGUUUUUUACUUGCUGGAGUUGGUAAUGUUGACUUGAGGAGGAAAACUAAUUACCUCAUUGUAGACUCAAAAACAACUGUGAAACAGAUCGAAGAUGCAUUCAAGGAUUUCACUUCACGGGAAGACGUUGCUGUAGUACUACUCAGCCAAUAUAUCGCAAAUAUGAUAAGGUUUUUAGUGGAUAGCUACAACAAGCCAGUUCCAGCGAUUCUGGAAAUCCCUUCCAAGGACCAUCCCUAUGAUCCCGCACACGACUCUGUACUUUCACGUGUGAAGUACCUCUUCAAUACCGAAUCUGUGGCAUCAGGAAGGCGUUAACUUGUGUCAACUGAUUCACAUGGAUAUGCUAUGAGGAAGACACUAGCUGAUUCAUUUGGAUUCGCCCACAAUCUUGUCAUAAAGUUGUAUGCAUCUGUUUUUCGUUUAUUCUGUAUAGUUAACCUUCUUUAGGAAUUCUAUUGGCAUUUGUUGAAUCUAAUAAGUGACGAAUAAAAACUUUCAGCGGGUAUGUAAAUGACUUGUGAGAUCAUUAUCUUCUAUUUCUGGAAAAAAGAAGCAUGCAGUUUGUAUUUUAUUUCGCUGUUGAAGUUGGAGGGUUUUUCUGCAGUUUUACAUGCGCCGCGCCCUCUCGGUGACAAAAAUAUUUGUGUUUUGAAAGUCUCAUCCUACUGUGAUAUAUAUCGGAUUUUUGUAUUCUAGAAAUCUCAUUCCAUUUUCUAUUCAUUGUGCAUUCUGGUGAUUCUUUGCAGCACAUUGACGUUAAGGUCUGAGCUUGCAUGUUGGUGUGAUCCUUUUCUUUUACCAGUUGUAUUGAUCUUUGCCAUGGCCCAUUAGGCAAUCAGUUGAUUGCUCUAUGAUUAUUGAGAAGUUUGAUUGAAACUCCCAACUUGAUGAAAAAAAAAAAAGCAGGACUAUCCAUUG
Molecule: messenger RNA, 2074 nt
Organism: Oldenlandia corymbosa var. corymbosa
Lineage: Eukaryota; Viridiplantae; Streptophyta; Magnoliopsida; Gentianales; Rubiaceae
Source: the annotation of a GenBank genome assembly